AUGUAUUGUAUUAAGGACCCCCAGCAUCUGCUGUAUCAAGAGAGUGUACAGUCCGCAUUUAAGGAUAUCUACAAAUGCCUUAAAAUCGAUAACACCGAUGCUGAUUUGUUGGCGGAAGAACUUGAAAUGUUUGUGGGAAUGGUACACUCGCACCGAAAGCAAAGAGGUUACGUCGACAAUUUCUCUAACUGUCCAUUGAAUUUCAGUGACGAAUCCGUCACCCAACCCAUCGAAGGUGCUCAAACUCCAUCGUCGAGAUUCUAUCCAUCCGCAUCUCUUACCGUUCAUCCUUCAUCAUCAAUUCCACUGUGUCCCAAAACUUUCACUCCAUUCCCAAAACUGCCGCCCGAAUUGCGGGCAAAGAUUUGGCGUUCAUGUGCUCCUGAACGUGGGCGUGUCAUAGAGCUGAACAUGUCUGAAGAUUCAAUCUUUCCUACAAAACACCCUGCGCAGGCUGUGUUUCAUGUGAAUCGAGAAAGUAGAAGAGAACUCCUAUCUGUCAUGGGAUACGAAACUUUGAUGCUGAAGAAUAGUCGGCACUUGAGGAUUGAAGCAUGGAGUAGGGAUGCCGUUAUCAAUUUUACACAUGAGAUUCUUUUUCUCAACCCGCCAAUCACCGAAUUUACUGGGCGUCGCUACUCCGACCUCGAAGGCAAUAUACCAAAAAUGUUGUUAGCGCUCAAACAAGCAAUGAAGCCAGACCAAUUAGAAAGAAUUAAAACACUGGCGAUAUCCGUCAAGAAAAUUCGGGAGUUUGAGGUAAAAGCGGCUUAUCGUCUACCUGCAUUUCGAGGAUUGGAAACUCUCAUUUUGGUUUUGGAAAAGGAAAAUGGGGAUGGGAAGAAGAAAAUAGUUUUCUCGAAAAUAAACGGACGUACAAGUUUGUAUGAUGUACCUUUGUGGAAAAUGUCAUCUGUUCUACUACAAGUUGCCAAGAACACUUUUCGUCUUACUCAAACAGGGAGUUACACAAGUUGGAACCCGCCAGAGUUGGUAAUGUGUCUUAAACACACUCGAGAUUGGAAUCAAGAAAGAUUUGUGCCGGAAUUCACCUGGAAGAAGGUUCCGCUGAAAGAAGAUCCGUGGAGACAUCAUCACUGA
Messenger RNA from Botrytis porri, 1101 nucleotides. RefSeq lists its product as uncharacterized. NCBI's taxonomy places the organism in Eukaryota, Fungi, Ascomycota, Leotiomycetes, Helotiales, Sclerotiniaceae. Bases 1 to 1101 code for a protein of 366 amino acids. The record is from RefSeq and is a predicted model, not a curated record. The transcript has 2 exons.